Molecule: messenger RNA, 2006 nt
Organism: Lactuca virosa
Lineage: Eukaryota; Viridiplantae; Streptophyta; Magnoliopsida; Asterales; Asteraceae
Source: the annotation of a GenBank genome assembly
GUUUUGGAGAAGUUGUAUAAAGCAAGAUGGGGUCUAGAGGAUGGAGUAGGUAGCAUUAUCCUGUCUCCCACUAGAGAGCUAGCAGACCAGAUUUUUGGUGUACUAAAAUCAGUUGGCAAACACCAUGGAUUUAGUGCUGGCCUUUUAAUUGGUGGUAAUGAAUAUGAUGAAGAGAAAGAUUGCGUUAAUCGAAUGAAUAUAUUGAUUUGUACACCUGGCAGGCUUCUCAAACACAUGGACACAACUCCAAAUUUUGAUUGUUCACAACUACAGGUUUUGGUUCUUGAUGAAGCGGAACGUAUUUUGGAUGCGGGAUUUAAAAAAGAAGUAAAUGCUAUAAUUUCACAACUGCCAAAACACAGACAGACUUUACUUUUUUCUGCAACACAAACAAAAUCAGUUAAGGAUCUUGCACGACUCAGUUUAAAGGAUCCUGAAUAUGUUGCUGUUGAUGAAGAAGCCAUAGCUGCUACUCCAAGUAGACUACAGCAAAAAGUCAUGCUUGUUCCUCUUGAUCAAAAGCUAGACAUGUUAUGGAGUUUUAUAAAGGCUCAUCUGAAUUCAAGGAUUCUUGUUUUUCUUUCCAGCUGCAAGCAGGUAAGGUUUGUAUAUGAAGCAUUCAAGAAACUGCGUCCUGGGAUUCCUCUAAAGUGCCUACAUGGAAGGAUGAAACAAAUAAAACGGACAUUUAUAUUGCAACAAUUUGUUGAACAAAGAUCAGUUCUUUUUUCAACUGAUGUCUCUUCAAGAGGUCUAGAUUUCAACAAAGGUGUUGAUUGGGUUGUUCAGGUGGAUUGCCCUGAUGACGUGGCGGGUUACAUACAUAGAGUCGGUCGGACUGCCCGAUAUGAUUCUGCAGGCCGGUCAGUCUUAUUUCUUUUGCCUUCAGAAAUGAAAAUGCUUGAUCGAUUGCAAGAGAAGAAAAUACCUGUUCAAGUUGACAAGGCAAACACAAAACGGUUACAAUCAGUUUCUGGUUUAUUGGCUGCAUUACUAGCAAAGUACCCGGAUCUACAGCCUUUAGCUCAAAGAGCCUUCAAAACUUAUGUGAAAUCAAUUUACAAACAAAAAGAUAAACAAGUUUUUGAUGUUACAAAGCUUCCCAUUGAUGACUACUCAGCCUCAUUAGGUCUCCCAAUGACCCCACAACUCCGUUACCUUGACCGUAAGAAUAUAGACAAAAAGAAGCUGCCCGAAGUGCCCGUGCAAAAAGAUUUGAUAAAGAUUUCUAGUCAAAAGGAAAGUAACAAUUUACUUGAGGAAUCUGAAGAAGAUGAAGAGACACUUGAUUUACUUCAGAGAAAGGAAACGGAAAACGAUGAGGACUUGAAGGCCAUUGAAAAUAUGUUGCCUACAACUAGGGUUCUUAAGAAAAAGAAGUUGAAGAUUAAUGUCCAUCGACCAGUGGGGACACGAGUUGUAUUUGAUGAAGAAGGGAACACAUUGCCACCUCUUGCAAGAUUAGCUGCCAUGAAUGCAGACUCAGCACUUCUUGAUAAAGAUAAAGUAUUGAAGAGGUAUGCAGAGAUGAAACUAGAUAUGAUCUCACGAGACAAGGAGGACAAGAUUUUGGAUCGCCAAAGACGUAAAGAAAAGAGACUAAAGGAAAAGCAAAAACAUAAAAGGGCAAGAGAUAAUGAUGAUGACGUGGACGGAGACGAUGACGGCUUUUCUGGGUCCGAUAAAGACACGCGCAACCUUAAAAAAUCAAAAGUGUACUUUGAUAGCGAUGGUGAUGAUGAUGAUGUGGCAAGGAAAGAUGAGGUGGCAUCGAAGACAGAUGCGAUAUCGUUGCGUGAACAAGAGGAGCUUGCGCUUAAGUUGUUGAGCUCUAUGCACUCAUCAUGAGUUGUUAAGACCUGUUUAUGUCCCAUUUUUGUACGUCUUUAAUUGAAGUGAGAAAGUAAGGUUUAAGUUGAUGAUAGGUUAUGUUGUUUUUUGGGAUGUCAUUUGUAACUGUAACAUUUUAUAGAAACGGCAGCUGCUUUUGUCAUUUUACUUUUUAG